This is a messenger RNA of Drosophila subobscura, 1100 nucleotides long. RefSeq names its product S-adenosylmethionine decarboxylase proenzyme (gene SamDC). Bases 15 to 1079 code for a protein of 354 amino acids. Gene Ontology annotation, cellular component: cytosol. The record is from RefSeq and is a predicted model, not a curated record. Lineage: Eukaryota; Metazoa; Arthropoda; Insecta; Diptera; Drosophilidae. Gene Ontology annotation, biological process: spermine biosynthetic process; spermidine biosynthetic process. Gene Ontology annotation, molecular function: adenosylmethionine decarboxylase activity. The transcript has 8 exons.
AUCACAUUGUGUACAUGCGUACGUUCAUACCUUCAUACACAAUGUCGGGGAAUGAACACUUUUUUGAAGGAGCUGAAAAACUUCUAGAAAUUUGGUUUGAAGAAACUUCUGAUAACAGAAAUGAUCUGCGAAACAUUGCCCGAUGUGAUUGGGAGAAUGUGCUGAGCCAUGUAAAUUGCGAAAUAAUAAGUUUUUCAAAAAACGAUUUAAUUGAUGCUUUUGUGUUGAGCGAGAGUAGCAUGUUUGUAUCAAAACGAAGAUGGAUACUGAAAACUUGUGGGACAACAACUCCACUUAAAUGCUUAAGUGAAUUGAUAAGGCUGGCCAGCUUUAAUGGAUACAACAUAAUUACAGACCUCUUCUAUUCACGAAAGAACUUUAUUCGACCGGAUGCUCAGGUGGCACCACAUAAAGGAUUUACAGAGGAAGUUUCGUAUCUUGACACGCUUUUUCCAAAUGGAAGAUCAUAUUGUUUAGGUUCUAUGAACCUUGAAUGUUGGUAUCUUUACACCUUUAGUCGUUCCGAUAUGAAAUUAACAGGACCGGGACACAUAACGGAUGAGUUUCUCGAUGCUGAUCCUGAUCAGACUAUUGAAAUUCUUAUGCAGAAUCUUGAUGUAAACGCUAUGUCGGUCUUUAAUAAAAAGAACACAACAAGCGCAUCGGAAGCGACCUCGAUUUCUGGAAUUGAUAAGAUCUUGCCAAGUAUGCAUAUUGACGAUUUUUUGUUCGAUCCAUGCGGCUACUCCAUGAAUGGAAUAAAUGAAAAGGGAGAAUAUAUGACGAUUCACAUCACACCAGAGAAUUUAUUUUCUUAUGUUAGCUUUGAAACUAACGUGGCAAUGACAAACUACAGGAACCUUAUAAAUCAAGUUAUCAAUACAUUCAAGCCUGGAAAGUUUAUCGUUACAAUUUUUGCAAACAAGUGCUCUUUGGCGUAUGAGACUAUGAAGGAGUUGGAAGUUGAAUAUUCUAAAGAGUCGCAUUGGAAACGAACGGACAUGCAAUGCUGUAAUUUCCCGUCAUACAAUCUACUUUUUGCACAAUAUUCUUACAAUGGGAAAAAUAAUUGUAAAUGAAAUUGUAGUAUGUGAAUCAAU